AUGCGACAAGUGAAUGGCGGCUAUGAAGCAAAGGAACAUAGAAUGGCAGAGUACUUAAAGAAGGUGCGAGAAAAAGUGGCAGCCUUCAGAGAAUUUGAGGUGAAACAGGUACCACGUGCAAAGAAUGCUAGCGCAGAUGCACUGUCGCAACUAUCUACCUCAGACUACAUAGAACUGGGAGGCUCGGUAUAUUUUGAGAAUGAAUCCAUUACUGAAAUGUUUACACGUUUUACUGAUAUUGUGAAUAGUCUUAGAAGCUUAGGUAAGACUUAUACUAAUGCUGAAAACAUUAGAAAAAUCUUGAGGGCAUUACCAACAGCUUGGAGACCCAAGAAGACUGCGAUAGAAGAAGCUAAGGAUCUAACAAAAAUAUCCCUUGAUUACUUGUUGGGAUCCUUACAAACUCAUGAAGUGGAGCUAAAGGCAGAUAAGCCUACUCCUAAAAACAAAAUAAAGACUAUAGCAUUGAAGACUUCUCAAACCAUUGAGGAAGUAAGUGAUGAUGAGGACGAUGAAGAGUUCAAUAUGGAAAAGGAAAUAUCUCUCAUCACAAAGAAGUUCAACAAAUUCUUCAAGAAGAAGGGAAGAGUACCAUACAAGAACAAAACUCAUAGUAAAAUGUCCUAUGGAAAAAAGGUGCGCUUGAAGAACAAGAUUGAAGCUGAAUGGGUGAUAGAUAGUGGAUGCUCAAAGCACAUGACAUCCACCAAAAAUCUGUUUUCAAGCCUACAAGCCUACAACAGAGCAUGGGUCUCUUUUGGAGAUGAUAGCAAAGGGAAGAUUGCUAGAAUUGGAAGAAUUAAGUUGGGAGAUAUUUCCAUUUCAAAUGUAUACUAUGUAAGAAAUCUAAACUACAACUUGCUUAGUCUUAGCCAACUAUGUGGUAUAGGAUAUAAAUUAGAGUUUGAUGUUUCUCAUUGCUAUAUCAAAGAUGCAAACAAUGACUUUAUCCUAAAGUGA
Molecule: messenger RNA, 960 nt
Organism: Macadamia integrifolia
Lineage: Eukaryota; Viridiplantae; Streptophyta; Magnoliopsida; Proteales; Proteaceae
Exons: 3
Coding region: 1-960 (319 amino acids)
Molecular function (GO): nucleic acid binding
Source: RefSeq, a predicted model, not a curated record